GUGCUGGCUGCGUUCUUUUCCGACGCUGUAUUAGAAACCCCGACCUCACCUAAUUCUAGAAACUCGGAGGGAGCGAAAGGAGCCGGUAUUGAGCGCGUGCACCCACCUAUCCACCCCCUCCGCGAAAGGUUUUGGAGCGAUCCAGAAACGAGGAUAUCUCUCUCCCCCUCCCCUGCGCGCCGCCUCCGCGUCUUGGCGGGGGUCACUUCCGCUUCCGUUCCUGGGACCAAGACCCUCGGCUGUUGCCGCCGCCUUUGCUGCCAUGACUGCCACCCUUCGCCCCUAUCUCAAUGCUGUGCGCGCUACCCUGCAGGCCGCCCUGUGCCUGGAGAACUUCUCGUCCCAGGUGGUGGAGCGGCAUAACAAGCCGGAGGUGGAAGUCAGAAGCAGCAAGGAGUUACUGCUGCAGCCAGUGAUCAUCAGCAGGAAUGAGAAAGAAAAAGUCCUAAUUGAAGGGUCAAUCAACUCUGUGCGAGUCAGCAUUGCAGUGAAGCAGGCCGAUGAGAUUGAGAAGAUCCUGUGUCACAAAUUUAUGCGCUUCAUGAUGAUGAGAGCAGAGAACUUCUUCAUUUUACGUCGGAAACCAGUUGAGGGCUAUGACAUUAGCUUCCUGAUCACAAACUUCCAUACAGAGCAGAUGUACAAGCACAAGCUGGUGGACUUUGUCAUUCAUUUCAUGGAGGAAAUUGACAAGGAAAUCAGCGAGAUGAAGCUUUCCGUCAAUGCCAGAGCUCGCAUUGUGGCAGAGGAGUUCCUGAAGAAUUUCUAGACUAAGGGCUGGAAUCCACAGCUUGGCUUUCUCAUUCUCUCUGCACAGCCACCUUGCUGCGGCUUCAGAGAGGGCCACAGUUUGGGAGCGAGAUGAGAAGCAGCCAGACCUGCGGGGGCUGUCCCAGCUAAAUGUACACCAUGCUCGCCAGCGUGCCCAGGGGAGGGGAGGGUGCUUUUUUAAUAAUUUUGGAACAAAACUGUGCUUGUUUAAGACUGUGUCAACUUGAUAUCCUUUUCUCUUUUUUUUAAUGACUGAUACUUGCUGUUAUUUGUCUACUCGAGUCUCUUAGUGGCCAAGUCCUUGUGGGGGAAGCGGGGGGUGGGAUCGACUGUUCCAGCAGCCCUCAGAAAGAGUUGUUGCGGGAGUUCAUCUCAGUGCUGUGCAUGCAAAAACAAAACAAAAAACCUCUGACAGAUAACACACAAAAGCUGCCUUUAUCUAUAAGGUUGGCCCCAGUAAAUGAGGCCUGAAGCAUCUUUUUAGACAAACUGGCAGCCUGUCUUGGAACGUACUAGGGUACAAGGUGUGACUAACUUGGUCCACCUCCCAAACGGAAUCAUGAGUUUGCAGGCAAGCCAGGUGCUGAAGAUGGCAAUCCUCCCCUGUGCCAAGUCAUUCCCAUCUCUAGAGAGAUCGCCCUCCCUGUAGCCCGCUUUCCCUUACUCCCACAGCAAUCAGAGCAUUCUGAGCACAGCACUGCCUCCUGUUCAUUUCCUUUGUAUUUCCUUCCACAUCUGUGCCAGAGGGAGCUGUGAUGGGAGGGGCCAGGCGUCAGCAAAACGCGACGGAGCUGGAAUCUGUAACUCUUGGUUCUUUUUGCUAUGGCACUUGCUGUAACUUUCUUACUCUGGGACCUUCCCUAUUAAAGCCUUUUUCCCCCUUCUUGCCUCCUGAAGUUAA
Molecule: messenger RNA, 1672 nt
Organism: Zootoca vivipara (common lizard)
Lineage: Eukaryota; Metazoa; Chordata; Lepidosauria; Squamata; Lacertidae
Gene: ARPC4
Product: actin related protein 2/3 complex subunit 4
Biological process (GO): Arp2/3 complex-mediated actin nucleation; actin filament polymerization
Cellular component (GO): actin cytoskeleton; Arp2/3 protein complex
Molecular function (GO): actin filament binding
Source: RefSeq, a predicted model, not a curated record